This is a messenger RNA of Acaromyces ingoldii, 2091 nucleotides long. RefSeq names its product putative actin interacting protein 1. Gene Ontology annotation, cellular component: cortical actin cytoskeleton. Gene Ontology annotation, molecular function: actin filament binding. Gene Ontology annotation, biological process: positive regulation of actin filament depolymerization; actin filament depolymerization. The transcript has 6 exons. The record is from RefSeq and is a predicted model, not a curated record. NCBI's taxonomy places the organism in Eukaryota, Fungi, Basidiomycota, Exobasidiomycetes, Exobasidiales, Cryptobasidiaceae. The coding region runs from base 27 to 1880 and encodes 617 amino acids.
CUGCCUGCCUGCAGAUCAGCAGAAAUAUGUCCUUCAAGAUCGCCCAGACGCUCCCUCCGAACCCCGCCACGUCCAGGGGCACGUUCACGCAGCUGGGCACCGAUCCCAAGGGCGAGAAGCUCGUCUACUGCCAGUCAAGGACCGUGAUCAUCCGGCCGCUGGACUCGUCGGCCUCGACCAUCGUCUAUUCGCAGCACGCGCACCCGACGACAGUCGCCCGCAUCUCGCCCUCGGGCUUCUACUGCGCCAGCGCCGAUGUGGCCGGAAACGUGCGCGUGUGGGACCUGGCAGGCGACGAGCAGGUGCUCAAGCUCGAAAUCAAGGCGCUCGGAGGACGCAUCACGGACCUCAGCUGGGACGGCGAGAGCAAGCGCAUCGGCGUAGUUGGCGAGGGCAAAGACCGCUUCGGCUCAUUCUUCUUCAUUGACUCGGGCUCGUCGUGCGGCGAGGUGUCGGGCCACUCCAAGGUGGCCAACUCCAUCGCGCUCAAGUCUGCCCGUCCCUUCCGUGCCGUGACGGCGGGCGAUGAUGGCAACGUCGUCUUCUACAACGGCGUUCCCUACAAGUAUGCCAAGGCGCUCACGACGCACCAGAAGUUCGUCCAGGCCGUCUCCUACGCCCCCAAUGGCGAGACAUUUGUCUCGGCAGGAUCCGACGGCAAGAUCUUCCUGUACAAUGGCUCAACUGGGGAUGCGAUUGGACCACUCGUGGAUGGCUCCGAGACGGCUCACAAGGGCACCAUCUUCUCGGUCGCCUUUUCCCACGACAGUGCCAGCGUGCUGUCGUGUGGUGCUGAUGGCCUUCUGAAGAAGUGGUCCGUCUCCUCGACCGGUGGAAAGCUCGACAAGACGUUCGAUCUCAAUGGAGGCAACGUCUCUGCCUCGGCGAGCAAGGCCGACGAUCAACUCGUCGGCUGCACCUUUGCCGGAAGUGGGCGUGCAGUCGCGCUCAGCCUCGCGGGCGAGCUCAGCGUCGUCGAUGUCAGCAGCGGCAAGAUCGAGAAGCUGCACGGCGCUGGCAAGGCCAUCAGCCCCGGCUCGCUCGUCAGAAGUCCCGAUGGAAAUCUCCUCGCUGGGUCCUUCGAUGGCAAGGUGCUGCGCUUCGAUGCAACAGGCAAAUGCGCCCCAGUCUUGGGCUCUUCGACCACAGGCUCAGCGGUGACGGGGCUGGCCGUAGCAACACAGGCCGACUGUGUCUGGUCAGUGGCCAUGGAUGACACACUCCGCAAAAUCAGCAACGGGAAGUUUGACGCCACGGCAGCCAUCUCGCUCACGGGACAACCGCGAAGCGUGGCAGCCGGUCCAGCUGGCACCGUCAUCGUCGCCACGGCAGCUGGCAUCGACGUUGUGCCUUCCUCCUUGUCCUCCAAGACACAUACGCCCCUCAACGAUUCCCCCACCGCCGUUGCGUGCUCCCCAGACGGAAAGCACGUCGCGUACGGCGCCGAAGACGCCAAGGUCCGGCUCUGCACCCUGACGCGCGAGGGGAACGUGCAGGAGGUGGCCAAGCUCGAGAGUGGCCGGAGCACAAUCACGGCCCUUGCCUUUAGCCGCGACGGCAAGCUGCUGGCUGCGGGUGAGAGCAAUGGCAAGAUCAUGGUCUAUGACGUCGGUGAGAAAAAGAUCAAGUUCAACCAAUGGGUCUUUCACACGGCCCGCAUCAAUGCCAUUGACUUCUCGCCAGACGGCAGCCAGGCCGUCAGCGCCUCGCUCGAUACCAACGUGUACGUCUGGUCCACCGUGCGCCCCAUGAAGUCCAUUGCCAUCAAGAGCGCCUUUCCCGGCGGAGCACAGGGCUGCUGCUGGAUCCAGGACGGCCGUUUCGCCAGUGCCGGUGCAGACGGCACAGUUAAGGUCUUUGACGUGACCAAGGCAGCUUAGAGGAGGGCAGAUGGGACACUAAGGUUGCGCAAGAUAUGGCCCAAAGGCUUAAAAGUUUCAAUAGUGAUCAAUCAAAGAGCACAAAGUAGACACAGACAAAGAGAGACAGAGAAGGAUAUCGAACAAGUAGAAAAGGAAAGGAGAAAAAGAGAUGGGGGAAUGUAAGGUGGUCCCGGUCUGUGUCAUCGGGAAGCUGAAGGUGAGGAGAGAG